Molecule: messenger RNA, 327 nt
Organism: Striga asiatica
Lineage: Eukaryota; Viridiplantae; Streptophyta; Magnoliopsida; Lamiales; Orobanchaceae
Source: the annotation of a GenBank genome assembly
AUGUUGAGCGAGGACAACUUCGCUGCCAUAAGUGUUCGUCCAUGGACGAGUCUCUACUUCAUGUUCUUCGUAAUUGACCCGACGCUAAUCAAGCAUGGGUCCUCCUUGUUCCGCCGCGUGUUCGUCACCUUUUCUUCAAAGUGGCUCGGUUCUAACUUAUUGAACUUGUUCGAUAUUCUUGUUGACGCCAACUGGGAGUGUUUUGUUUGGAGUGACCUUGUGGAAAUUAUGGCAAUGGUUCGUGGCAAGGAAGCCAAUGAUAAGGUUCAUGAGAUCAAUAGCUUCGUUAAUGGCGUGCUCCAAUUUGCGAAGAGCGACAAGAAACUU